AUGCGCUUGUCUAGCACCGCAUCGAUCGGCGCAGAAUCAUAUAUGACUGAAACAACACUUUUAUAUCGACCUUACGGUGAAGAAGAUGGAGAUUACUUGGAGUAUGACCGAGGCUUAAGCGUCAUAGUUCCCGAAUGGUUCAGCUAUCAUGGCCGUGUCUUACACUUCCAGGAGGCACAACUCCUUCGACGCGUCGUCGGCGGGAGCAAGCAAUUCACAUCAGGCUGGUCACAGACACGUAAGUUAUCGAAGGUCAAGUACUAUCCUUGGGCACUAGCGUUCAGAUGCUCAGCAUUUUGCGUAUACAUUUAAAUAUCUGUGUCUGAAAUGCCUCCAAAGGUGGUACAAAUUUGGCGACACAAAAUGCCCACUCCCAGGUCCGAAUACAUAAAAUCCUCCACAAUAAUCGCAUAAUGGCUAAAUGAACCAGCGAAGCUCAUAACGUAUUUGCUGAAUAGCUCGUUGUAUAAAGUGCCUUUGCAUACCUUCACGUCUGCCUCUAACUUCGUACUCGAUCGUCUGAACUAGAGCAACUGUGGCUUAAUUGGGUGGGCCAUGCUUACUCAAGCUGGUCUGAAAAUGAACAACCUACUGGUGUAAUUAUUAUCCGAAACUGAACUAUUACUCAUUUCUAGAAACAUUGAAGAGAAAUGCCAGGGCUAACAAAUUAUUCGUUUAUGGUUUUCAAUUUCAAUGCUGGACUCACCUGAAUGAACUAAACGCCCUGCCCAAUAUUAUUCCAUUUUCCAAGGGAAAGACUGCGCUUGCAUACAAUGAUGAUCUGCGACUCGUUACAUUGUAAACGAAUCCUGUUUGGUUUUUCUACUGAAACAUCUAGAGAGCGCAAACCCAAAAACCAUCCCUUCUCCCGUUUAGGCAAAAAUUUGCGGGAAACCCAGAAAGUUGACCUGCAGAUUUACAAUAUAUUCCUCAAAACCACUACAGGAAACCAAUAUGUCUAAGAUCGUGGGAGUCAACAGAAGUCAGUAGUCCUACGAAAAGCGAAGUCCGAGACGAGGGUCUAACAUGUUUGGGCCAGAUGCAAAAAGUGAUAGACCACUAAGCUAGAUCUGCAAAAAAACCUUAUUCCAGUAAAAAAUAUCUGAAACUACGUUGGUGCGUCGAAAGUGUCUUGGUCGGUUUACAUAGGUGAUACCUGAGUGAUUUUUUAGUUGAGGUUCCGACAAGAAAAACGCAGAGAGUUGAUCGGAGCUUAUGUCUCAUACAGUGCGUGACUGAUCUCAUGAAAUGUUUAAUGAAAUUAUGGAAUGCGUUUUCGAUUAGGAAGAAUCACUUAAAUGGGGUUGUAAUACUGAUUAUCAUGCGAAAUAACCUCAUAGUAUUUCAGAUUCAUCAGGGUGUCGGCUCUUGAUUACACUUCUUUUUGGCCUCUUGCAGAAACCACACUUGGUAAAAAAUUAAUUAAGUAGCAGGCAUUAUUCCUAUUGAUUUUCGAUGUAUUUUUAAAUCCAAAUGUAUUUUAUAGAAAACACGCACAAAAUAUGCUUCCGUUUACUCAUGCGGUAGAAAAUCUCAUUGUCGUUAUAUUUAAUACCCGAAGAAAGUGUACAUUUAGGUUUUAAAAAGGCUUCUAAUUCCCGAAUAAUUUUGAGCCCUAUCUGCCAUUGCAUUAGCGUUUAACGAUUUAAGUCCACAAGGUGCAUGCUUUCCGCGUAAGGAAGAUCAUAUAUUCCUCUAUGUUGUGGCGGUCAAGGAUGUGAGAUCAACUUAAACCACGCGCAAUAAGUUCGUUUCUUCUAAUGACAGAAGUCAGGGAGCUGUGAGGACUAGUUUAUUCUGUACACAGGGCAGGUUGCCGUAAGUUGGCUGUUUGCUUGCAACAGAGAUAAGCGUCCGUUCACGGAGAGCGUCAGUCACGGUGUGUAGUUUACGCGGGAAUUAAAGUCUGUGUCAGUAGGUGGGGGUGACUGGUUGGAUGCUGAUCAUAUGAUUGGACGGAUUAGGGGAGGAUUAGGGGAAGCAUAAUUACAGGGGCUUACGGGUAUCAAGCCAGGUCGUCCGACGCGCAUGAGGUGAUAAUUGUUUGUGGGGGCAGCCGGGGGUCACUGCAGCUGGACAGGAGGGGGGGCCCAGUUAUAAUCGGCGGGGGUAGUUGUGUGUCAGCGGCCUGGCAACGAUUGUCGCGGCCAUCGACCGACAAAACGGAGCCGGAGAAAAGGAGAACUGGAGCGGCUGCUACAAUGUCUUUAAGAAGAUAUCAUAUGGAGUUAAUGAAAUUCUGUGAUGGAUUUUGACUAUGUUGCACAUCUCAUGAGGAGCUUUGUAAACGAACAUGCGCGACGCUGUAUAUAUGGACACCACACAGUCUUAAAGAUCUCAUAAUUAAAAACUUUUUUAAAACCCAAAUAUGCACUUUCUUCGGGUAUAAAAUAUGACGAAAAUGUGAUUUUCUACUAAAUGAGUAAAAUAAAGCAUACUUUUGUGCAUGUUUUCUAUAAAAUGCAUUUGAAUUUAUAAGGCCAUUGAAAAUAAGUGUGAAAAAUGCAUGCUACAUAAGUAAUCAUUUUUUACCGAGUGCCAUCCCUUCAGAAUGUCAAGAAGGAGUACAUUCAAGAGCCGACAUCCUGUUGAGUCCGAUAUACUAUAGUAUUAUGUUGCAAAAUAAUCAGUAUUACAACCUCACCUAAGUAAUCCUUCCUACUCCAAAACACAUUUCAGAAUUUCCGCCAACAUUUCAUGAGAUCGAUCACGCACUGUACAUCUUCUUGUGAAAAUUAAGCAAGUUUACCUUCUAACGAUGCAAUAUCCUUCUCACAGCAGGGCGCUAGAAACGCAGCAGUCAGUUAGCUCUUCUAUUAGCAAAGUAUCGAAUUCAGAUGAUUUCGUGUCAGUACCAAGCCAUACAUGAGCCUCCUCCAUUUGCGGACCUUUUGAGUGUUCACUUAGGCCGGCGGCACCGGUCGUCGUAGGAGGGGGUGGGGGGGGGGCAGAAGCAGGAGGAGUAGCAAAAGAGGUAUAAGCGAGAGUGAUGAGAGAAUUACAAACCAGUCCUACCAGCUGACACAUAAGGGGCUCUCUGUAGAAACCUACAAAAACCCGAAAUGCAAUCGUAUUUUUCAAAUUACCCUUUUUGCAACUAAUUGUCCAGACGCAAUUAAAGGCCAUAUGCUGAGACGGGAUGGAUGUAAACGCGAAAGAAAACUCCUGGAUACACCGUUAGACGUCCCACUUAACCACACAUAGUUAGACUGCGUUUCCUCAAGUGAAGUAGCAAAUGCGAAAGUGUAGCAAAAGAUGUGGACACGGAACUUCGUAUCUGAAACUGACAAUUCUCGUGUUUUCUCUGUUUCAGCCUGUGGCAAAAAUGAAAACUUUAGAGUAAGCCCUAAUUCUAAGCUCAUCUUCGCUGUUGGAGACUACCUAUUCUGCGAACCAACAACUGACUGUGUGCCACUCAAUCUCAAAUUGUGGAUAUCUGAACCGCGAACAGAGAAGCCCAUUAGUGAAAAAUUCACCGUUGCCGCAACCACGCCGUCACUCCUCCUCCGUCAGGAGAUGGCAGGUUUUUUCAAGGCAGCCUGCACCUACUCCGUGGCUACGACGGUAGCUGACGCUGAAACAAAGACUAUUUUUCUAGUAACGCCACCCUACGAUCUGCAAGUGCAGGGCGUCGCUGAAGUGAUACAGGCGCCGAGCGCACUGGUCUGUUCCGCCAAAGGAUAUCCCGUCCCGAUGACCCAGUGGAUCCAGCUAGAAGGACCCUCAAAUCUCCACGUGGACGGUUACGGCCGUCUAAUCAUCCGAUCCUGGGAUAUGGCGGGCAGUUACAGUUACUUGUGCAGGGUAUCCAACUCGGAGGGCCAAUUGCAGACCAGAAUAUCCUUCAACUUGCAGAACGCAUUUUGGUUUCGAAUGGCCAAUACUAACCAAUUCACUUGGGCUAUUCAAGUGGGAUUGCUGACGUUUAUUCUGUCUACUGCGCUCGCUUUACCCUUCCUCCGGCUGGGAAAUAUAAGGUGGUAUUAG
Molecule: messenger RNA, 3987 nt
Organism: Spirometra erinaceieuropaei
Lineage: Eukaryota; Metazoa; Platyhelminthes; Cestoda; Diphyllobothriidea; Diphyllobothriidae
Source: the annotation of a GenBank genome assembly